Messenger RNA from Ictalurus punctatus (channel catfish), 5215 nucleotides. It is a transcript of the gene e2f2, whose product is annotated as E2F transcription factor 2. The record is from RefSeq and is a predicted model, not a curated record. NCBI's taxonomy places the organism in Eukaryota, Metazoa, Chordata, Actinopteri, Siluriformes, Ictaluridae. The transcript is spliced from 7 exons. Gene Ontology annotation, molecular function: protein dimerization activity; RNA polymerase II cis-regulatory region sequence-specific DNA binding; DNA-binding transcription factor activity, RNA polymerase II-specific. Gene Ontology annotation, cellular component: RNA polymerase II transcription regulator complex. Gene Ontology annotation, biological process: regulation of transcription by RNA polymerase II. The coding region runs from base 722 to 2047 and encodes 441 amino acids.
AAUAAAAGGAAAAAAGCGCGCUGGCCCUUUAAGGCCGGAGGUCGCGCCGUCCUCCAACUGCUUUAUGCUAAUUUAUGCGGCGUCGCGCGGGCCGCAGCGUGCCGUCGACCAAUCAGAGCGCGCCUCAAACCGCGGGAGAUCCGAAUUUCGCGGGACGUAAUUUGGCGCUAAAACUGCGCUCCGUCGUUCCGGCUUGGUGUCAGAGAGGGAGCCGUGCAGCCGCUGCUGGAGUCCGUAGCUCAGCUCUACCGAGUCCGUAUCCGAGGAAAACAAAAACAAAACACAAAGACAAACCGAUAUUUAAAGCUUUACUCGCGUUGUAGUGAAAAUCAGCUGAAUUUGAUCUUCUGAAGGACCGACCAGUUUGAAUGAAAGGUGCAUUUUAAACUCAUCUCAGUGUAUAAAGCUGAAAUCCUCUGCUGCUGCGGAUUCUGGAACAAAGGACACCGGACUCUUUUGUAUUCCGAGACAAUAUUAACUGCAUAUUUAUAAAAUCCUAGCUCUCUGAUUGUGUCUCUAAUCUGCUCUUUUUAAAUAAUAAUUUAAAAAAGCAGAAAAAAAACACCACUUUAAACAAAAAUCGAAUUAAACUGCUGAAUCAUUGACUCGUAGAGCAGCAGCUCGGAACGUAAAGACUCCCAGCAGCCGCACACACUUCGGGGUGGGUUUGUUUCCGCUUGCAGAAAUUUUCUGGAGCUCUUGUCGGUGAUCAGUGUGCACGAUGAUCCGGACACCCAGACGCGUGUCUCCGGCCUCAGCCCGGGCUCCAGUCGCUCUGUCCUGCCCGCAGAAGAAACUUCUCUCUGGAGUCAGAGCGGAUCUGAUCAGCUCGGGACUCGCGAGUCCGCCCAUGAGCUCGGUGCCGCUCGGCUACUUCACACAGCUCGGAAACACACCGGCGACCGAGCGGAGAACCGCAGACUGUCUGUACGCCACCCCGCACGGAGCACGAGCUCAGCAUGGCCGCCAGUCCUCUACCCGACUCCCGGCAAAGAGGCGGUUGGAUUUGGAGGAUCCCCUCUAUCUCCCAGAUUUCCGCACACCCAAAGGAAAAGGGAACACGCCCUUGGCAAGGCUGUCCAGCCCAAGGACACCAAAGUCUCCAGGCGAACGAACGCGCUACGACACCUCCCUCGGACUGCUCACUAAGAAGUUUGUGGGGCUGCUGAGCGAGUCAGCAGAUGGCGUUCUGGACCUGAACUGGGCCACCGAAGUCCUGGAGGUGCAGAAAAGGAGGAUCUACGACAUCACCAACGUGCUGGAGGGAGUUCAGCUCAUCCGCAAAAAAUCCAAAAACCACAUUCAGUGGCUGGUAACGGGAGUGUUUGAGGGCUCUGCGAGUGCUUCGGAACGGACGAAUGCUCUGCAGAGAGAACUCGCUGAGUUGGACAGGAAGGAGAACGCACUGGAUGACCUCAUCCAGUCCAGCACCAAUCAGCUGCGAGAGCUCACUGAAAACAAAGACAACCAACCAUUUGGAUAUGUGACAUAUCAGGACAUUCGGUCCAUAUCGAGCCUGCAGAAGCAGACAGUGAUUGCAGUCAAAGCUCCUUCUGAGACCAAGCUGGAGGUCCCAGAGGUAUCUGAGCAGGGGUCUAUGCAGAUCUACCUGAAGAGUAAAAACGGUGCUAUCGAGGUGUAUCUGUGUCCAGAGGAGGUGCUAGAGGAUGAAAGCCCGGUAAAGUGUGGCUCUGCCAGGAAGGACCACUCAUAUGGGAUCCCACACACGACUCACUCCAACACGCCGUCACGUCCAAGCACGCCUAAACAGCCACACGGCCUAGAAGCUACACCAUCUAAACCCCAGAUCCUCAGUAACAGUAGCAGCUCCACCCUGAUGGAUGUAGAGGGCAUUCUGGGGCUUCCUCCCAGCCUGCUGCAGAUCACUGAAGAUCAGCUCCCAGGCACGGCCUUGACCUCUGACCCUUCAUUCGUCAGUUUCUCGCCACCUCUCGACCACGACGACUACCUCUGGGGGCUGGAGAACGGAGAGGGGGUUUCGGACUUUUUCGACAACUACGAUCUGGGGGAUCUACUCCAGAGCUGAGACCAUAUGUGAAAAUGGUACAGUCCUCAUGUGUGAAGCGGAACAGUUUUUAGCUGUACGUAUAAUGGGACGGUCCUCGUUUUUAUGUUAAAUAUGGACUACUUUUUACUAGGUGCAGUUUGUGCUAUGUUCGAAAAUGUGAUGAGCCAAGGAAAGGAAAUGAGUCAUGAGCCAUUUUACCCAAAACAUAUCACGUUGUGAGUUUUUGUUUUUUUUAGAAAUAGUGAUAUCAGGGUUUAAAUCAGAUCUAAAGCUUGAACAUUUUGAAAACACAGAGGAUCUCAGAAAUAACUCCAUGCACUUGCUGAUACUCAAACACGCUGAAUCACAGAGCUCCCCCUAGUGGAGCUAACCAGCCCUGUCUUUUACAUGCUCCUGAUUGGAAUUAUGUCUCAGAUGUGAAAAGGAUAUCAUCUGUAGGCUUUUACGACAAAAUCUAAUAUUUCAAUGAAAUUAUACCAUGUGUCCCAAUCCUCAUUCUUCACAUUUAGUUGUGUUUGCGCUAAAACACUCAGUUUAACCUCACAAAGUGCCUGUAAAUGCACAAAUUUGGUGUGUUCGAGCAUGAAAAACACACAAAAUGUGUGGCAGAAGUGAAAUGACACAGAUCAGGCCUGGGAAAUGAUGAACCUAAUCUGAGGAUAGGUUUAAUCACACUAGAACGCCAUCAUUGAUUUGCUAUAGUUAUAGUUAAUUAGGUAGCUAGUUAAUUAGUUCAUUGUAAUAGAUAUUUUCUGAUAAAGCAAAGAUAUUUUUGUACCUUGUAAUGUAAUUUAGCCAAAAAGACACUGUAGGAAAUUUUGGUUGGUACAAUUGUUUAAAUUUUUAUAGUGUUUCCUGUAGAUGAGCUGAACAUGCAUUGUUUUAUUGUUUUCAUUGAUUUUGAUUGUAAACUAAAACUCAGGAGUUUUUUUUUUUUUAAUUUUUUUGAUGACUUGUGAUGUCCAAAGCUAAGCAUUUGUAUUGUUGUGAAUUGUUUAUUUAGAUUUUUACUAUUAUUAUUAUUAUCAUCAUUAUUAUGAUGAUGAUGAUGAUGAUGAUGAUGAUGAUGAUUUUGCCACUAGAGGGCAGAAGUAGACCAGUAUCACUCUGUUGUUCACAUAUUUCAUAUUGGUGCUUCUCAUAUCUAGUAUGUUCUCAGAAAAAAAAGGGGUCCUAAACUGUACAUUUCCUUGUUUCUGGGGUGCUACUCUUAUCUUUUAGACCUUUAAUACAUACUUUUCAUAUAGAAAUCUGGAUGUAGUGGCUUAAAAAAAGAUUUAAGGUAUAUAUUUGAACAGUACUUACUGUAUACUAUAUGCAAUAUGUACUAUAUGUAUAAUAUAUGCGGCAUAAGAUAUGUACUAAAUGUACAAAAGGUUAAGGGUACCACCCCACUGAUGAGGAAUGGUACUUGGGGUACCAGUACCAUAUUAUAUAUAUGUGUGUGUGUGUGUGUGUGUGUGUGUGUGUAUAUAUACACAUAUACAUAUGUAAAAGACAAUUUAACCGCCACUGAAGCCAGUAUUUCAUCUCUGAACAAAAACCCCAAAAAACUGUAGUGAGACAUGUACACAAUAAGAAAUCUCACAGUCGUGCCUGUGAAGUCCAGAUCUAGCCUAAACUCAGAGCUACAUAAUCCAGGCUAGCUCUCCAGCACUGUUCUUUCUACCUCUCAGGUUUGACGUGAGUGCGUUACCACUUAAACACAAAGGAUAUACAACGUUUUGGCAGCUGAAAGUUCAUUGGAGUGAUCCUUUUGUUUUUGUUCUAGAAUUUCUGAUCGCUUUCUAUUCUUAUUUAUACACAAAUGUUCACCGAUCCAUAAAUCUGGAUUAAAAGAGAAAUCAGACCGUUCUGAUUUUAACGACUUGUGAAAGGAAAAAAAAAAAAAAAAACAAUCGCACCAGUUUCCUACUUAUUGCAGAUGCAGUCAAUCAGCCGAGACUAAUUUUCAGGCCUAAAUGAUCACACAUGCUUCAAGUGACAUUGUUAGGGUCGACUAUUAGCAAUAAUAGUGUAAUAAAAUAAAAUACGUAAUAACAGAAAUAAGUUUUUAAAAUGAUAAUUGUUCACUGAAGUGGGAUAUCUACAUCAAUAAGUCAUAGAUUUUUUUUUUUUGACAUGCACUUAAAUAGUAUGUAUUGAUCAUAUUACUGUAUUAAAUCUCCUUGUUUUAUUUCACAGUAUAACACUUAUUUUACGGUAUAAUUUGAGGCGAGUGUGUGUUUAAAUUGGUCAUGAACAACAUUAUCCUCAGUGAGAAAUUCGACAUUUCGGCUGAUCUACAUUGAUUUUUUUUUCUCCAAAGAAUCCGUUUGGAAUGUAGUCACAAAUCGCCUUCCUGCAAGAACAACAAAGGCGGUGUUGUGUCUAAUUUUUAACGUCAUUCCUGCCCCACCAGUCCUAAAGGCAGAACCAGAACUAGUCUGGUGUGGGCAGAUGAGCCAAGUCAUGGCUCACUUUAAAUGUGAUUCAGCCUCGUCUCUCGCAGUGUGCUUAACACUGUUUCUAAAAGGUGAUACAGUAGGCUGAAACGUUCAGUGACUCAUUUAAAGAGGGCUGAAAUUGUGCAGCAAAUUCGAUGUUUCAGCUUGAUAGAGAAAGGCUGACAUGGGUGUGAUUUUAAGCUUUAUUUAAGAAUGCAACCUUAGACAGGAUUUUAUCUGUCGAAGUGAUUAAUAUUUCCAUAAUUUAUGUUAUAAAACUGAUUUUCGUGAACAUUAUUGAUUCUCCAGUUUCAAAACCGAACCUAAGAUUUGCCUAUGUAUGAAUGUUUAGAUGGUUUUCUUCCCCCCAGGGUUCCUUGUUUACUCGUCCCACAUGUGGGACUAACGUCCUGUCCUAACAAACUUGAAAUUUGUGUGCUUUUGAGCAUGUGUGUGUGUGUGUGUGUGUGUUUGCAUGAUGAGGUAAUAGGUAGCGAGUUUCAUUUAGUAGUGAAAUUGUUUAGUUGAAUUUUAUAGCAUUCUUUGUAAUAUGCAUUAUAUUUGCUGUCAGUUGAAGAGAAUGAUUUUGUAUGUAUAUUGUAUUUGACAGAAAUAAUUGUCUUGGUGUAACGUGUAAAUAAGCAUUUGUAAAAAAAAAAAAAAAAAAACAGGGAGCACUUAAUGUUUUGUGGUGUGUGUGUGUGUGUGUGUGUGUUGUUUUGUUGUUUUUUUUUAAAUAAAUAAAACCCUGGCGUUCUGA